Molecule: messenger RNA, 7672 nt
Organism: Pocillopora meandrina
Lineage: Eukaryota; Metazoa; Cnidaria; Anthozoa; Scleractinia; Pocilloporidae
Source: the annotation of a GenBank genome assembly
AUGGCGUCUUUGUUCUUCAUAGAUCCUUCAUUUACCGGCUAUGGAAAAAGUGGAGUACGUCUCCUCAAGAUUAAACGUAGUGGAAAAUACCACGAAAUUAAACAGGUAGAAGUUGCAACAGAGCUGAAACUGGAUAACUACCGAGAUUAUAAUUAUGGAAACAACUCAAGCGUGGUGCCAACAGAUACUCAGAAAAACACAGUCUAUGCAUUAGCAAAAGACCAUCCAGUGAGUAUAAUAUCAUUUUAUUUUAUCUUAUCUGCAGCUUUUGCAUCAUAGAUGUUAGGAAAUAAGGGGAACGUUUAUGACACUUGUAACUGUUUUUUUUUUUUAAUUUAUUUUAAUGUAUAUUUAAUAAUUUCGCUUUAGAUACGCACGCUGCAACCUCCAUAGGGUGCUUUGCGGUUAUGCAAUUACGGAGCUAAGACGAGGAGGGGAAGUAAAAUCACCCCAAAAUGUAACCUAGGUCAAGGGUCAAUCUGAUCACGCGAGUGUUUUUGUCGUAAGAUUUCUUUAUGAAGGAUUUUGGAUCGUCUGAUAGUUUCGAACGAGGGCUUUAAGUUCUUUAUUCGGUCAAGUUAACCUUAACAAUAGGCUGGACUAAAGGGAUCGUGAAAAGCGCUCAGACAUGCCCCCUCCUUCCUAUAUCCCAACUGAAGGCGCUGUUUGGAGUGUUCUAGUGUAAUCUUUUCUCAAAAGCUGAGGGUUUGAAAGACAACCUGUUGGAAACAUUCUUCAAAAACACUAAGAAAGGCAAGGUAAGUAUCACCCCUAAGCCCCCUUGAAUUUGCCCAUAGGACAUACCUGUCUAAUCUAUACCUAACGGGGUAAUUUUGUAUUAUCCUCUGAGUUUGUAAUGUAAAUUGGCCACUGUAAAGAGUUUCAAAGCUGACAUUUUGAGUGUUAGUCCUUUACCAGAGCAAAUGGGGUAGAGCAAGAUGUCCAUUCACUCUGAUGAAGGGCUAAUGCUCGAAAUGUCAGCUUUGAAACUCUUCACAGUGGCCAAUUUAUGUUAUCAACUCAGUUGAUGUAACUGUUGUACUCUCCCACUAACACACCACAGUUUCUUGACAAACUUACUCACUUUAUUCAUUAAUCUAGAUCUAAGUUAACAAAUGAAUAAUUUUUGUUUGUGUUACAGCUCAACAAUAUAGAAGAAUUUGCAGUCCACAUCUGUAAUCAUUUUCUAACAACACAUAAACAGGUAAGUAAACUUCUUCACUAUUUAUAUCAAGCACAAUUUUAUUUACAUUGUGAGUGCUCAUGCAAGAUGGAAAACAUUUUGGGAGAAGUAAUUCUUCCUUGCAUGAGAGAUGUUACAGAUUACAAGUUUAGAAUGAACUUCAGUGAAUUAACUGAGAGAUAUUCGGCAGGUUUUAAAACUUGAACCAAGUGUAUCUAAGCUUGGUUUUGGUUUGCAUGUUAUCAAACAUGAUCAUCUUGAGGAGAGACAACAUUGUGCAUGGCUGUUUAUGGAAGGUUUGACUGUAUUGUUGUUGUUGUUGUUAAAAGUUGGAUCAUCGUAGUUUGUUGCUUAUUUUUAUUUUUUUUCAACCAGGUAGUUCAUGUAACUGUCAACAUUGAUGAGUCACCCUGGAAACGUAUCCAACAGGUAAACAAAAGAGUACACUUUGUGCUGAUGUAGUAAUAAUCUGCAAACUCCCAAAAGUGACUAGUUGAGGAAUUCUCUCUACAGACAGAUAAAGACAAUUAUCAUGAAAAUUCUGUCUCAGCUUAUUAGAUAUGAUCCUCUGAGUUUUAGUUUAACCCUUAAGUAUGAUAUACAUGAUAUAAAUAUCAUGCAGACAAGUUAUGAGAAUCAAGUCAUGAGAAUAAAGAAAAAUAUCAGUUAUAGGAUUACUAAUUGAUCCAAUACCAAAUUCUCCAAACUAACAUAAUGAGAAUCAUUUGGCAGACAGCAAGGAAGAUUACUAAUGAGAUCCUGGAAGUUAAAGGGUUAAAAUUAAUUUCAGGUCAAAAUGGUUUCAUGUUACAACAUUUACACUAAAUUCUUGAGAACAGCACACAAAGAAAUUUAAAGUAUGAACUUCCAUUUGAUAUGAAUGGCCAAGACCCUGACUUAAAGGUUGUUGUGAUAAUUUUCAUAUCUUUAUUAAUAAUUAGCUUGAUUUUUUUUUCUCUGUUACAGAAAGGCGUUGACCAUGCUCAUGCAUUUGUUCUCACUCCAGAAGUGACAAGAUUCUGCUCCGUUACUCAAGCAAGAGGAGGUGCAGAUAUGUGUUUGUACUAAUAACAUUUUUAACACUGAUGCAUAGAAGCUGUUCCAUUCCCAGAGUUUGUGCGUUUGAAGUCAGUAAUAAUUAUCUAAAUUACAGUGUUUUUACUUACCGACCAUAUACUUUCUACAAUGUAACACAGGGCGUGAAAUUAACUUUUUUUUCUGAUAGCCACUUGGCUCCUAAAUUCUUCAAAGUGGUAGCCAAUUCAAAAAAAGUUGGUCGCCAUUUUCAAAGACAAACAAAAUCUUUCUUUACGCUGUCAGCGUUCUAGAUAGACCCUUCAAAAUUAAGUUAGGGAAAAGAUCUUUAACGUGCUACAAAGUGGACACUAGGAUAGAUGAUAUACAACGUUCAGGCUCAUCUAAAUCCAAGAUGGCGUCUAGUUAUCGAUCGAGAUGCAUGUGCUACGUUUUGGAAACAAACUUAACGAGGAUGUUUGCCGCGGAUUUAUCUUUGCAAAUCUUUUUAAUUCACUAUAUCUCUUGGUAAGGUUAUGAUGAAACGUUCUAGUCGCCAAUUUGGCGACUAACUUUCAGGAUUUGGUCGCCAAAGUGAAAAAUUUAGGCGCAUUGGCGCCUGUAUUAGGCGCAAUUUCACGCCCUGUAACAGCAAUCAAACAUAAUAAUACUUCACUGUUCACUCCUUUCUUACAAAUUUUUUUGAAUUAAUUAUAAUAAUUUACUGGUUAGUUAAAUCAAAAUGUAACUUUUUAUUUGUUCAGAGAACAUCUUUUUUUUUACUUUGAAUUUUUAAUGACAGUACUAGUAAUUGCAAUUCUGAACUUUGUAAAACAUUAUUUAUUGGCUUGUAAUGAAGAUUUUUGAUAACUUACUGGUCAGUAUUAACUUAUUAAUAUUAACCCUUUAACUCCCACGAGUGACCAAGACAGAAUUUCUCCUUACAAUUGCAAUACAAUACUAAGCAAACAAGUGACGAGAAUAAAGAAAAGUAAACUAGGGGAUAAUAUUGGUUGAUCCAUUAUGUAGUUGUCAGAACUAACAUCUUAAGAAUUGUACGGCAGACAGCAAGGAGAAUUACUAAUGAGAUCUUGGGAGUUAAGGGUUGAAUAUUUGUGACAUUGUCUUGUUUUUCAUUCAGAGGAUCCCAAGGUAUCAAGUGGCCUCAAGGAGAUGCAGAUAUUGAAAACAACUCAAUCAGGAUUUACAGGUUAAAAUCUCAUUGUUAGCAAUUCAUUCUACUCUUGCAACAAAGGUUCAACACCUUUCUUCAAAGUUUUAUGCUUAUAAGUUAGUUGGAGAAAAAUGACCUGGUAACAAUCUCUAUUCUCUUCCAGGAUUUUGCAAAGACAAAUACACAAUUUUGCCAGAAGCUACUGAUCGUCCAUUCUCCACCAAAGUGUACUGCCAGUACAAGUUUGACACCACAAAGGGUGUGGACUUCUCUUCCUGUUGGUGAGACAUCAAUAUUGAUUCUCCUAAGUUUAAUUUCUUUUUCUUUUUCAGUGCUUACUCUUGGUUAAGGGAGUAAAAAUCAGGUCUCUGAAUUGUGACCAGUAGAGCUCCUCUUGUAGGAAUCAGCUUGAAUUUCUUGUGUUAGAUUGGGAUUUAGAUCUCAAGGUUCAUGUGUCAAAAAAGGGAGCUUUAUCACUAAAAUGAAAUCAAUUUCAGUUGAUUUAUAUGGUAUUUCCUUGGAAAUAUUUAAUGGACCAAAAGAGAAUACAUUUGGAUCAGGAUUUCUUGUUACAUUUUAUAUCAAAGUAGUUAUUUUAAGAAUUAUUUUGCAUAUUAGAUAGUGCUCUAAAAAAAAUUAAGGGAGUUUUUACCUAAUCUUGUUGUAUUCUAAAAGGAAUCUUGUCAAGAAUACAAUCUUGGAGGAGUUUGCUGGGCCUCCGGACACUGGGGUUUACUCACCCUCUGUACAGGUAACUACAUUUUUUGUCACAAUUGAUGUUAUUUGCAGAACAUCAAAAUAUCAAAAGUUGGUGUAAUGUCAUAUAUAGGGAAUAUUCCACGGAAAGUACACACAAACGAUUUUAUUCACGAGUUGAGAUACAUCAACAAACAAGUGAGUGAAAACACUUUCCAUGGUAUGAAGUUUUUAUUUCAUACAUACUGAGAUUUUUUACAUUUCAAUUCAAAGAUUUGAAGUGAAUGACUGUGAAAAUAUAUCAUUCAUCCAAUCAGAGACACAAGCAAUAGUACUUUACAGUGAAAAUCUCAGUAUGUACACACGUAUGCAAUAAAAGACUUAACCGACUCAACAAAAUUUAGAUGUCAAUGAAGAUAUCCAUUGCUGUUCUUUGGUUAUAACCAAGAACUGUCAACUCACAACAACACAAUGUGAUUAGGUUAUUAAAAGAAAGUAGGAGUGGUCACUGCCCCAUUACAGGGCUCAUUUAUUUUCAUAGCAUAUUGAUUAUAUAAUAUUGGGAUACUUUUUAUACUCAAUUUUUUUGUGACAUGAUUUGUUAAGGUGCUCCUGCCAUUGAACUCCUUAUAGAUAUUUUGGAUAAACCAAGAGUUGCUUAAAAAAAUGUGAACAAAAAUCGAUAGGUUUCCAUUAUCAUACUCUUUUAUGAAUUAAGAGUGAUUUCACUCAAAGGCAAUUUUUAUUAUUUUUAUUAGAUUUAUGCUAAUCAUGGUAAAAUAAUUUUUUUGGGUAGAAAUGAUGAGUAAGACAAAGAUGUGAGUUCAAAAAUACAGUUAAUCCAACUGAUAGUGGGUGCACAGGUACAGGUGGGGGUGGGGGGGACCUGCCACCAAUGGGCUAAAAUUUUGGAUUAAUGAUUAUUUGAUAAGGACCAUGGCUCACUAUUUUUUUACAAGAGUUUUCCUACUUAAAAAUAAUUGUGUAUAUGAUUCAUCUGCCAAAUAGAAACUUAAAAUGUCAAAUUCAAACCACCCUCAAAAAUAUUUUGUUUGGUUGCAAGUACUCAUUAAAAAAGAUUUAAAAUAUGAUAUUCUGAUGCUUCUUAAGCUUAAGAGGAAGUCCACUAGUUUGUAGAUGAUUGACAAAGAGAGUCUCACUUCUUUUUUUUUGUAUGUGGUCUUAAUAACAGAAUACCUUAUACAAGACAGAAGCAAAGAUCUUGAGCAGUAUUCCACAGGUGAAUUGAAAAAUUUCAGCUGGUGUUUGUUAACAUAGGAGCCUGAGAUUUUGGUCCAAAAGUACUGGAUUUUCAUCUGCUAUCACUGCUUACUGACUGACCUACUGAGGUUAUAAUGCAAUACAUGUCUGCUUCUUUGCAGUGACCAAAAGCAGCUCAUGAUAAUCAAUAUUUUGAUCAUCAUCAUCAUCAUCAUUGUUGUCUUCAUUGCCACCAUCUUAACUAACCAUUCAUUUCUUUGGGGCUUAUCAAGGCCCAAAAAAUCUACAUAAACAUUAUUUUUAAACAUCCCAACUGGCAGAAGGCAGAUUAGGUUGCUUUGAACAAAUAGCACCUAACAAGAACAGAUCCCAUAAGGAUAAGGGCUUGAAAUUGAAUCCACCUGGCUGACAGUUUUGUAUCCUAGUUGCUCUGUAGCCUUAUCUGACUCCCAGCUGUAAAAUUUGAGGGCUUUUACAAUGCUGUUCUAAGCUUCUGCAUUUUGAGUGUAACUUAAGUGCUGUUUAAUUUACAGAUUGGUUAUGUAGAAAUGGUGAUGCCAAACAUCCAUUACUUCACAGUGAACAUGGCACCAUUUGGAAUAGCAAACAAGGAUGAGGUCAGAAUUUUAAUGAAAAGUAACAUAUCAAUGCUGUUCCACUGAUCCUUUGAACCUUAUCCACCUCACACAUGUAGCUGUAGAGUAUAGCAUAGAUCACCAAUUGAUCAUUUCCAACUUACACAAUUUUGUAGCAUGUCCUUGUCUGCAGAAUGUCUGUCCUAGCCUACAGAAUAGGACUAAUUUUGGGGUGUGAGUGCUCAGUAUUAUCUCAGUGAAAACAAAGCUGCCUUCUUCGAUUUUACAGCAGUGGAAGGCUGGGGAGCAAACAAAAUUUAUACCAAGGGAUGAGCACAGGGGGAGGUGGGAAGGCAAAUGCUCAGCUUUAUUUUUGUGGAAAUUAUAGCUGCCAUCUUUGAUUUUUACAGUAGUGGCAGGCUGGGGAGACAACAAAAUUUGUACCAAGGGGGUGAGUGUCAGUCAAAGGAGGGGGGACAGGGUGAGCCCUUCCCUGCCCCCAUCCCCCACCAUUGACUCUAACUCCAAAUCAAACAUGGCUGUAUGAAUAGAGAAUCAUGAGCCCCACUAAGAUGCCUGCAUUGCAGGCUAAGUCUGUUCCAGUUGUCAGCUAUUUCCUCCAUCCUUGCUUCUACAAGUAUCUCUCUAGUCCAUGAUUCUCUGGGUUCUCUAUGGCAUACUGGUGUCUGGAAUGUGAAACAUUAAUGAGUACUGUUUUUUCUUUUGGAUGACAUUGCUACAAUAGUAUAUUACAGGAAAUCUCCCUUCCCCCUGUCAGCUCUUUUCAAUUUUCCUAGACAAUUGGCUGGUACCUUUUAAAAUUCCUAGAUAGAUUGAAUAACCCAAGUAACGUUUAUUACUCUUUUCUUAACUGGUAGGUUCUGAUGGCUACAGACAAGCCAGCUGGUAUAAUAAAGGCAGCUCUGUCAAGGAAACCUGUGGCAAAGCUGUAAUCAGCAUGGACUGUUUGUGAAUGAAAGGGCUCUCUUAUCUAUGAAUCAAAAUUUGUGAAUCUUUCUCCCACAGUUGAUUCAGUAAUUUGCUUUUUGCCCAAACAACGCAUCUAUUUUAUCAUUGAUAAUUAUUUUUGAUACCUGGAAAUGAAAAGUUAAGUAGGGCGAUGAGACAAUAAUAAUUAUUCUUGUUACAAUAAUGUGAUAGUUCGUUACUGGACAAGUGAAAACUGUUUGACUUUGGUUUUUAACCUUUUAACUCUCAGGAUUUGAUUGUUAAUUCUUCCCUCUAGCCGCUACACAAUUCCUGGUAAACUAGUUACGAGAAUUUGAUGUUAGAUCAAGGUAACAACUUCGGCCUGAUACAUUUUAGUAUUCUCAUUACCUGUAUGCUAGUAAUGUAUGGAUAUCAUAAGGAGAACAUACAAGAUUAUCACUUCUGGGAGUUAAAGAGUUAAGUGCAUUCUUAAAUCAUGGGUAAGAGAAUUAGAUAUCAGAGAUAAUAUACUCUUCAUGAUCUCAAUCGAUGUUAAUUCUUGAAUCCCAUACAUACAUACGUGAUUUUAAUUAACAUUUCUAGAAAAACUCAUAGAUUCAUUAUUGUCAAUUUGGAAAUAGGAAUUACAUAAGAAAAAUCAGGUAAUUCAAACUUUUUAAAGGAAAUAGGCCUAUGAAGCCAACGAACUGCCACUAUAGACCGGCAACGCGGUGGUAUUUUUGGUAAGGGUUCCAGAAAAGACAGAAUUUUUAUCUCCCCUUGAGCCCAAAUAAGCAAAGAAUACUUUGACACAGGUAAAUUUUUGUAUUCUUGAUAUUAAGCAAUAACAUACGAUCGUAAUGAGAGAUUAAAGAGCAU